This is a messenger RNA of Gadus chalcogrammus (walleye pollock), 1605 nucleotides long. It is a transcript of the gene kcng1, whose product is annotated as potassium voltage-gated channel, subfamily G, member 1. The record is from RefSeq and is a predicted model, not a curated record. Bases 1 to 1605 code for a protein of 534 amino acids. Gene Ontology annotation, molecular function: protein binding; delayed rectifier potassium channel activity. Gene Ontology annotation, cellular component: membrane; voltage-gated potassium channel complex. The transcript is spliced from 2 exons. NCBI's taxonomy places the organism in Eukaryota, Metazoa, Chordata, Actinopteri, Gadiformes, Gadidae. Gene Ontology annotation, biological process: protein homooligomerization; potassium ion transmembrane transport; regulation of delayed rectifier potassium channel activity.
AUGGCCCUCCUGGCGGGCGACGGCUCCGACUACGACUACAGCGCCCUGAGCUGUGACUCCGACACCUCGCUCAACCUCCCGCCGCCCCAGGAGACCGAGGCCCUCAAGGGGGCCUUCUACAAGCGGGCCCAGCUGGCCCCGGAGCCCACCGGCGGCCGCGGGGGGGCGGACGCCGCCCCGCCGACGGCGGCCAGCGCCCGGCGCCGGCCCUACGCCGUGGUCAACGUGGGCGGCGUGCGCUACCAGCUGCCCUGGAGCACCCUGGAGGACUUCCCGCUGUCCCGCCUGGGCCGGCUGCACCUGUGCCGCAGCUUCGACGAGAUCAUGCGCGUGUGCGACGACUACGACGUGGCGCGCAACGAGUUCUUCUUCGACCGCAGCCCCUGCGCCUUCCGCACCAUCCUCACCUUCCUGCGCGCCGGCAAGCUGCGCUCGCUGCGGGAGAUGUGCGCGCUCUCCUUCCGCGAGGAGCUCCUCUACUGGGGGCUCCCCGAGGAGAGCAUGGAGUGGUGCUGCCGCCGCCGCCUGCUGCAGCGGGUGGAGGAGUGCGAGGAGCUGGAGCGGGCGGAGGACGAGGACCUGAUGGAGGACAUGAUGGAGACGGAGAGCGGCGGCGGGGGCCGGGCCGGGGGGGGGUCCGGCGGCGAGGAGGGCGGGGAGGGGGCCACGCGGACGAGCCGCUGCAUGGCGAGGCUGCGGGACAUGGUGGAGAGGCCGCAGUCGGGCCUGCCGGGGAAGAUCUUCGCCUGCCUGUCGGUGCUGUUCGUCACCAUCACCGCCGUCAACCUGUCCGUCAGCACCAUGCCCGCCAUGCGGGAGGAGGAGGAGGCGGGAACGUGUUCCCAGAUGUGCUACAACAUCUUCAUCGUGGAGACGGUGUGCGUGGCGUGGUUCUCCCUGGAGUUCACCCUGCGCUUCAUCCAGGACCGCAGCAAGCUGGCCUUCCUGCGGCGGCCGCUGAACCUCAUCGACGUGAUGGCCAUCCUGCCCUACUACAUCACCCUGGUGGUGGACAGCACCUCCACCUUGGAGAAGCGGCCCGGCUCGGGCAGCAGCUACCUGGACAAGGUGGGCCUGGUUCUGCGCGUGCUGCGGGCCCUCCGCAUCCUGUACGUCAUGCGCCUGGCCCGCCACUCCCUGGGCCUGCAGACGCUGGGGCUCACGGCGCGGCGCUGCACGCGCGAGUUCGGCCUGCUGCUGCUCUUCCUGUGCGUGGCCAUCGCCCUCUUCUCCCCGCUGCUCUACCUGAUCGAGAACGAGAUGGCCUCGGCGCGGGAGUUCAGCAGCAUCCCGGCCACCUACUGGUGGGCCGUCAUCACCAUGACCACGGUGGGCUACGGCGACAUGGUGCCGCGCUCCAUCCCCGGCCAGGUGGUGGCGCUGAGCAGCAUCCUGAGCGGCAUCCUGCUCAUGGCCUUCCCCGUGACCUCCAUCUUCCACACCUUCUCCCGCUCCUACGUGGAGCUGAAGCAGGAGCAGCAGCGGCUGCUGCAGCGCCGGACGCACUUCCUGCUGCGGAGCCGCAUGGCCGGCAUGGGCAGCAGCGAUCUGUCCCUGGACAGCCUCUUCCCCGGGGGCGCCGCCGAGCGCCCGGGCAGGCUCUGA